Messenger RNA from Phytomonas sp. Hart1, 1863 nucleotides. The record is from the annotation of a GenBank genome assembly. NCBI's taxonomy places the organism in Eukaryota, Euglenozoa, Kinetoplastea, Trypanosomatida, Trypanosomatidae.
AUGGAGCGAAGAAGGUAUAUCGCACCAAAAUUCCCUCAUAAUCACUUGAACAUCGAUAAAAAUGAAGUGGUUAGUAGCAGAACUCAUAACCAUGAGUGUCUCAAGCGUCAGCGCGAUUUGGACAUACUUGUAGGACAUGACAAUGGUAAAGAAUAUACUAUGAGAGAGAAAAGCAGCAUUGACAAUCUAACACUUAUCGGUUCCGCUGCGGUUGAUGUAGGUGUAGGAAUCGAAGAGUGUAAAAAAUCUGAUGAUGUGCCAUUCUCAACACCUGUUGCAGUUUGCAGCGAUUCACAUCAGAGCGGUGAAAGCUUGUGCCAACUUGAUGAUACAUCUCGUACACAACACUCACCUCCAGGCGUUAAGGCUCAGUUAAGCUCACGUCGACUAGAAUUUUCGAGGACAACUCAACAACAGUAUCACCCGAGAUAUGGGAAAAUGGAUGCAUCCCACAAUUUUUCUCUCUUGUCACCUAUACCGAGUUCCUUGCCUGCGACACCAGCAAACUCUCAAUUAUCUUCUCAUGCGUUUCAGAGGCCUAAUGAAAACGAAGCUGAUAGUGUAUACAUUAAAACUGAAAACAGCAACGACAAUGAGCGGUACGAUGAGGAAAUUUCUGAUGGGUCCUCCUCAGGGGCUCCCGAGGGAUGUGUCAUCGGAAUGGCAUCCAAGGUUCCUGUGGCUACUGCUCAUGGUUUGCAGCAUUACAUGCACUCUUCAAGCGACACAGUCAAUGAGUCAGAUCAGCUGCGUAUGCCUGUGCAGCUUCAGUUAAAUCAUAUCUUUCUCCAGACAAUGGAAGCUGAAAAGACAGAACUAGUUAAUGCACCUACAAGUACCCCGUGUAACGAAGUCGUGAUGGAUAGCAGGAGCGGUGCGCACGUCGAGACUGAUUUCGACCAUUUUAAAAACACCGUCGAUGACAUUUUUCGCCUUGGUACUGCCUCAAUUUGUGCAGAAAAUAUGAAUAGUGAAGUAAAGCUCGAGGAUGCGUCCCCGUUUCAACAAAUGGACUAUCGAGAACGGGGAAAGAUGUUGCAAGAGGCCCUUGCAGAAUUGCCAGGGUAUCCGCGACUUGCAAUAUAUGACCGCACACAUUGCCCUUUUCAACGCACUGACGGUAUUGGUUUCGACGAUGCAUUUCAUGAUCGCGUUCAGCAAGAGCUCACUAAUCGAGUGCUUCAUUCAACGAUGAUUCAUCAGCGUAUCGUGCAGCAAUGGAGGAAAACAAACUACAACGCACCAGAAAAUGGUGUGCUUGAGAGCAAUCCUGAAAGUAGUUCUGUGAUUAAAAUGACACCAUCUGUGCGAAUACGUCGAUGGUCUAGGCAGUUACUUUUAGAAGGGAUAGUCGACUACGUGCAACUUGGGAGGCAUCUGCUUACAAAGUUAUUAAGGAAGGUGAAUACCCAUUUUCAUGAUCGAGCACAAGGGAUCUGUAAUGUAGAUAAGCUUUCCACUAAUUCUGUUACGGACUCGUAUUCUGUGAAGGAGCUAGUCGUAGAGCAAACGACGAAUUUCGAGACGGAAAAUCCGAGUUCACAUUCUAUUGUAUUGUCCCUUUUGGAAGGGAAAAGAAAACAGUACGAUGACACUCAUGCCCGUGUAGUGAACUUAGUGGUGAAUGCUUGUCAAGAUGAAAGAAAUUCCCGCGCCGAUGCAGAGGCUGAUGAGGUAAAAAAAUGUGAAGAGACGGCACGACAUGCACGGCAGAUGCUUCACAGAGUGUUGCAGUUUCAUGAAGAAGAAAAAAAAUCACAGCGACCACAACAGGACAGGGAAUGUACCAAAAGAAGACUAAGAUUUCUUCACCUGGAAACAGGCAGUGGCCGGCCACCUCUGGGGGCAAAAUAUUAUUCCUAA